Molecule: messenger RNA, 2449 nt
Organism: Closterium sp. NIES-67
Lineage: Eukaryota; Viridiplantae; Streptophyta; Zygnematophyceae; Desmidiales; Closteriaceae
Source: the annotation of a GenBank genome assembly
ACGGCGUAGCCAAUAUCCAUCGUGCUUAUAUCUUACACACUGCCUCCUGCUACUGCCACUAUGAGAAGGUUACCUUCCUAAUUUUCAUCCUAGCUGCAGGAAAGUUCACCUUAGCUGAGGUUUAGCCCCCCGCAUUCGCCGAAAUACGUUAUUUGAGCGACAAAAGCGCCAUGACUUGUCAUUUCCGCCGUGCACGGUCUCUGCUCGCCGUCUUCGUGCUGCUGGUCCUUCUUGAUAAUGUGAUUGCGCCGCUAGCUAACGCCACUAACUCAAUUGGCACAGUCAGGCCGCCCAAACGUACUACCAUCGGCAAGGGGAGGAUUUAUCGUUUUGAGGUUACAGUGGAAGGUUCCUUCAAAGGAGCAAGGAAGGUCGUACCGCCGCAACAACCUACGAUUGCCCGCUUGCUUCCCGAACUGGCGACGAGGUCUCGGGUGCCAGAACCCGGGGAUGAUCUCGUUGCGAAGCUAGUUGCGACUGGUUACACGGCCUUCGCGAGUUUCUUGCGAAAUUCCGGCCUCCUGGCCGAUUUUCGGGAGCUUCGACUCCAAGGCCCUUCCACACUCACUGUUUUCGCGCCGACCAACGACGCGUUGCGUUCGUUUCCCACAGCUCUUGUUGCCGGCCUUCAUUCAUACGAGAACAACCGAAUAUUGCGUCAGGUUCUGCUAUUUCACUUUGUACCCGGUUUCUGAUUCCUCCAGUCGAGCUCGUCAACUCCCCUGCGGCAGCACAACAAUCUACAAGCCAGCUCCACUCCGAGCCUCGUGGCGCCUGGGAGGGGGAUGAGUCCGAGUCUCAUGAUCCUCAUGAAGCUGCUGUUGCGCGAAUGGGCGGCAGCGAUGUUCGGAACAACGGGAGCACGGACCACCACGGGAAAAUGCAUGAGGACGGGGAGAGGCGCUGGGCUCGGCGCGCAAUGAGGGAGGAGGGCGCACCUGCUCCAGCAUCCGAGCCUGCACCAGCAUCCGAGCCUGCUCCAGCAUCUGAGCCUGCACCAGCAUCCGAGCCUGCACCAGCAUCCGAGCCUGCACCAGCAUCCGGGCCUGCUCCACCAUCCGAGCCUGCUCCAGCAUCCGAGCCUGCACCAGCAUCCGAGCCUGCACCAGCAUCCGAGCCUGCUCCAUCAUCCGAGCCUGCUCCAGCAUCCGAGCAUGCACCAGCAUCCGAGCCUGCACCAGCAUCCGCGCCUGCACCAGCAUCCGAGCCUGCACCAGCAUCCGAGCCUGCACCAGCAUCCGAGCCUGCUCCAGCAUCCGAGCCUGCUCCAGCAUCCGAGCCUGCACCGGCAUCCGAGCCUGCACCAGCAUCCGAGCCUGCACCAGCAUCCGAGCCUGCACCAGCAUCCGCGCCUGCACCGGCAUCCGAGCCUGCACCAGCAUCAGAGCCUGCACCAACAUUCGAGCCUGCACCAGCAUCCGAGCCUGCACCAGUAUCCGAGCCUGCGCCAGCGUCCAAGCCUGCACCAGAAUCCGAACCUGCACCAGCAUCCGCACCUGCACCAGCAUCCGAACCUGCACCCGCAUCCGAACCUUCUCCACCUUCGGAGGCUCCACCGUCCAAGGCUGCACCGGGUUCGACGCCUGCUCCCGGCUCACAAGGAGCGCCACAGCCGCAGCCGCAGCCUCAGCCUCAGCCGCGGCCGCAGCCGCAGCCAGCAGCAGCACCUGUUAACUCCGCUGCCAGCCAAACGAGCUCCUCCCCUGCUACCCUAUCAACCGGAGCUACCAUCGGCAUAGCGGCAGGGGGAAUAGGCCUGCUCGCUGCAGUGGUGCUUCUGGUGCUCCUCCUAUGCUUCCGCCAAUUCAACCCGGGGUCCAAAGAAGGAGCAGCAGCGGGAGGCAGGGGAAGAGGGGGCGUGGCAGCAGGAGGCGCAGCAACGGAGAGCAGCUCCCAAUCCGGGAGUGCCUGGUCGUCAGGGCAGCGGUGGCAGGGUGGUUCAGGCUACUACGAUACAGCUGCUUGGCCGGCUCGAGGCGGGCAGGAAAACAAUCCCUGAGCGACUAACAGAUCUGAUUGCCAAAACGGUCUCUUAGCAGCAGCAGCAGCAGCGUGCAGGGUAUGGAGCACCUCUCUAUGUGUGUGUGGAUGGUCAGGGCAGGGGGGAGUCAGAUGGUGCAACAAGAGAAUACAGCACGCCUAGUGCGCCGGUGCAAGGAGGGUGGGCAAGUGUCGCACCAGGGGGCUGCCUGCUGUGAAGACGGAUGUUGCCUGGGCACCGGGUCCUCAAUGCAUUGUCCUUUGCUCUUUCAUUGCCCUACAAGGCUCUGCUUGCAGAUGACUCGUGGUGCUAGGAGGGAGAGCAGGAGAGCUUGAGAGCAGGCGAGCAGGAGAGCAGGAGGGCAGGAGAGCAGGAGAGUGAGGUUUGGCUCCCUCGUACACCGACAUGUACAACAGCUUGGCUUAACUCCCCACGAAGUCAACCUCUCCCCAAUGGAAAGAACGCCCA